Messenger RNA from Xenopus laevis (African clawed frog), 6952 nucleotides. Its product is annotated as gamma-aminobutyric acid receptor subunit beta-4. The coding region runs from base 4273 to 5685 and encodes 470 amino acids. NCBI's taxonomy places the organism in Eukaryota, Metazoa, Chordata, Amphibia, Anura, Pipidae. The record is from RefSeq and is a predicted model, not a curated record. The transcript is spliced from 6 exons.
GCCCCGAUCGGCGAGCAGGAGGAGGAAACACUGCAGGCUGGUUUCUACAUCCAACAGACAGAAAAGACAGUGCGAUAUUCCACAAGGGGACAGUGCCAACAGGAUGGAGCAUAGUUAUGCUAUUUUACAUGAGAUGCCAUCUCUUUCAGCUGAUUCAUGUGGUCUACGUGCCGCCGCUUAGGAUCCCUCCAGAUCCGCUGGACUACACGCAGCCUCAGAUGGAUGUUAAACUGCUUUCUCAGCCUUCGCUGCAAUACAAGUUCACAGUAUAACUAAGAAAUGGUGCCAGAUCCAGGAAUGCACUGAGGAAGGUAUAUCUGAAACUUUCCUAUCCAGGGAAAAGCCCACCUUCUGGGAAUAUAUCAGUGGUGAAGAAAACAGUGGACAAGUUGUUGAAGGGAUAUGACAUCCGUCUGCGGCCAGACUUUGGAGGUGAUCCAGUUUCUGUGGGGAUGAGUAUACACAUCUCAAGUAUUGACCAAAUAUCUGAGGUCAACAUGGAAGAUGAAAUACAAGAUUAGGUAUGAAUGUACUGUUUACACAUGAAUACAACGGAGCUGGGAAGACAGCAGUAGAAAAUGACGGAUGGAUUGUCUUUGCCAGAGUUGCAGGAGGGAGGCUCAGAAGAAUCUGAGUUCCAAUUGGUCAGAGUUGUAGCAGUGUUAAAGUGGCAAUAAAUGAUCUUCUAUUUUUUAACUUGCAUUAUUGAUUUCUACUUAACGUAUUCAGUGUUUGUUACCAUAUAGUUGGGUUGGCUGCAUUUGGCUGCAUUUUGUCAGUCAAGACUGAGCAUUUUAAUAAUACGUAAGGCAGUUCCAUUAAUAUAUACAGUGCUAGUGAGAUUACAAAAUAUAUAUAAAUGCAAUUCAAAAUUGUCUCCAAUUUUAUAAUGUUUGUUCCAUGUCCUUGAAAGUCUGGGUUAGAAUAACAUACAAGUGUCAUCGGGGAUCAAAAAGCUUCACAAAAGCUUACAAUCUAAAGUAUCAUUCAAUCAUUUUCUAUUACAGUGGAUACAUCCAUUCUGGGGUCAUCCAAACAAUUACCUUGUAACAUAUCAUUCCUGAGUGUGAACUGAAGUGCAAAUAGAGUUUAAGGAAUGAAAAAUGAAACUGUUUUAAUAGUUUAGUAUUAAAAAAUAAUGUACUGCUGCCCUGCACUGGUAAAAGUUGUGUGUUUGCUUCAGAAUAACUUACUAUAGUUUAUAUAAACAAGCUGUAUUGUAGCCAUCUGGGCAACCUUUCAGCCUCGGUACAUGGCAGAUUGUUUUAUCAACAUUUGAAUAUGUGUAGUUUUAGAGGUUUCUCAAAGCAUGAUUAAACUAACAUUUUUGAAAAGCACAAAAUUCUACUAAUUUAUGAAAACAUCGGGGGCGUGGCCGACCGGGCAGCAUGGAGGACGCGUUGCUGCGGAGCUCCUGAGCUAGCGCUGCAGUCUUCCCCAGCUAGCCGCCCCAAAAGUGUCCAAACUUACCCCCACCUGGCUCCGUAAGGAACGGAGACCGUCCGCUCCCACUCAUAAAAAUCCCCGGCUCCCUACUGCAUAUAGAGCCGGAGCGCGAGGUGCGGCCUAGAACCGCGCUGAAGCCGGGGGCUCAAUUUGGGCCUGCCCCCCGGACCGCGGCAGAACGGAACUGCGGCCUCAGGCGCACCCUGCGCAAACCACGCAGGUGGAGAGGAGGAGGCAGAGAAGGGGUGAGUGACCUCCAGCCCCACGAUACCCUUAAAGGGCCAUCAUCCCCACUGCCAUCUGCCUCACCAGGCAGCACUAGGCAGACAAGGGAAGUACCUUGGGCCUCACAACCCUACAAGGCCCCAACACAGCCUACCCCCGGACAAGCUGGGCAACAAGGGGACCCAAAGCUCCCCCCUGACAUUAAAUCUCUCCGCCCCUGUACUACUAAGCAGAAGGAAGGUAUAGCACGCAACCUGUAAUACCUCCCUGAAAGAAAUUAGGACUCUGGCAGGAAGCACAGCAACCUUGAGAAUGCCAGGAAUGUAGCUUACACCUACAAGAACUCCAAGUACUACGGCCCAUUAACCAUCCCUGUGGAUCCCACUCCAGUCAUAACAGCACCCAGCCUGCCAUCCUUAACCCCUGCACGAUGGGUGGCACCAAAACACAAAAACCAAAGACUGAUGCAGCAUCCAAACUUGAGCAAUUUGCACGACAACCUACUCAGGCGGGCGCCCAACAGAAGGACAGUCAGACAGCAACUACAAGCACCUCACCACCGCCACCGCAGCCAGAGGCAGCAACACAACUGCUGUUGGAUGCAAUAACAGACUGUAGGACAUCUCUCUCCACCAAAUUAGAAGAAGUAAAAAUCGACCUUUCGCUGCUUAGGGCUGACCUACAGAAUAUCCGCGAGCGGGUACGUGAAACUGAAAACAGAAUCUCGACUCUGGAAGAUACUUGUAACCCACUUCCCCCAGCGAUUCAGCGUCUGGAAACCAAACUCAAAGCCUGCACUGACAAGCUAGAUGAUUAUGAAAACCGCCAGCGGCGCAACAACUUACGCAUCGUGGGGCUCCCAGAAAGAGUGGAAGGCAAUGAUCCGGUGACCUUUGCAGAGAAGUGGCUAAAGGACUCCUUCCCCUCGGUCCCCUUCUUGCCCUUUUACACAGUUGAGCGGGCACACAGAGUCCCAGGCAGGAGCCCCCCACCAGGAAUGCCUGCCAGAGCCUUCCUAAUUAGAUUCCUAAACUACAGGGACCGGGAUGCCAUACUACAAGCCAACCGACAAAGACCAGACAUCAUGAUGGAAGGGAAAAAAAUAUCCAUCUUCCCGGAUUUCUCUGCGGAACUCCAGAGGCAAUGGGGCACGUUCACAGCUGUUAAGCGCCGACUACGGGAAGCCAAUCUAAAGUAUGGCAUGUUGUACCCAGACAAGCUGAGAAUUCAAGCUGGAGACAGAGCCAUAUUCUUCACAUCACCACAAGAGGCAAGUGUCUGGCUUGAUGGUCGGGACCCACCACCCCCCGACGCCAACCCCAACCGCCCCAACUGACAGGAUGGGAUCCAGUGCAGCAGCAGGUGAGACUAGCCCUCAUUUAAACACCCUAUUAUGUCUUUCUCAGGAUCCACAGCCCAGGAUACAUUCCCUGCAGCCUAUACCAAUAGCCAAUAUGGAACUACCUGCUGAGCCUAUAUGGCAUGAGACCCAGGACCCUCAUAGUUGCUUCUGUCCAAUUUAUGGCUAUAUAUAAUAGGCACUUUAAGACAUGAGAAACAAGGGGAGGGGGGGGAUCAACUCUUACCGUAGGUGGGCUGCUGUUUCAUCAAGGGCAACCUAGCUAUAUUCCCCAAGAGGAAGGGGCAACCACCUACUAUGAGGAGACACUUUAGACCCCCUCUGAACUAAUAACGACAAUAAGGUGAAACAGAUAUGUUUACCGCUAAGUAGCCUGGGAAAACAGCUGGACAUUCCCCUCCUCUGAAUGCAAAGGGGAAAGGCGAGAGGCUGUCCUGAGAUGCACCCUCUCUGGUUUUUUUUCUCUAAUUUUUGUAUUUUUUUUUUUUUGAGAUAAGCACUGCUGCUGCAUUAAUACAGAUUUGUUAUUUGACAUCUUAAUUUUCUUUUUCCCCCUUUUUUUUUUUUGUUACCAAACUGUGUCAACCCAGGUACUAUGGAGACUUGAACCGCAUUCCUGUGUUACAUACCCCAAAGUUAACUGCCCACGGGUAACCACACCCCUGUUUACAAUGUUAUGGGAAAAAAACCUGCCAAGUUUUCAGGUCAGGUCGGGUGGGAUGGGAAUUAUGGGAUGUUAUAUAUUUAAUGUAUAUUUGUUGUCAUGGUUGCUGCAUACUUACCUCCAAAACUGUGUUAUGAUGUUUAUGUUGAUGUGUAUACUAAGUUUCUCCACCCCUCCAACAAUGCCCCAAAUCGACACUCAUGGGGGGGCCCACUUAGGUGCCUUUCUUGGAACAUCAGGGGCCUGAACUCUAAGUUCAAGAGAGCCUUAAUGUUUGACUAUAUAAAAAAACAUGUCCCUGAUGUCCUCUUCUUGCAAGAAACACAUCUGGUGGGCCAAAGACUCAUGGCACUUAAGAGGCAAUGGUGGCUCACACCUAACAUUCCGCCUUUUCCUCGCACGCCCGGGGAGCCUCCAUACUGGUCCGCAAAGGGCUGCAAUUUGAGCUGAUAGACUUAGUUACUGACCACUAUGGCCGAUACGUACUUAUGGCAUGCACAAUAGCAAACCAAAAUAUAACCUUAGUUAAUAUCUAUAUGCCCCCACCAUUUGAUAUAGUACCCUACUGGAUAUCAUAAUGGGAAAGAUAGCAAAUUUUCCACCAUCACCAAUGCUCCUUAUGGGAAAAUUCAAUGCCUUAGUAAACCCUCUAAUAGACAGACUGACCCCGGGUCCUCACACUACACCAAAAUUUUCUCGCUGGGUCCAGGCUAUGAACCUCACUGACGUCUGGCGCUGGAAAAACCCAGAUAAACGAGAGUACUCAUGUUUUUCGGCCACUUACAACACCCUUUCCCGCAUUGAUCUGGCCCUGGCCACAGCAGAUCUAUUACCCUUGGUAGCCACGGUAGAAUACUUGCCUAGAGCGAUAUCUGACCACUCACCCUUAUUGGUCCAGCUCAACUUCACCCCAGGACCUGGCGAACGCCUUUGGCGACUCAGCCCAUUGUGGCUUUCACAGCCAACUGUUGCAAAAGCAAACGAGGUUGCUAUUACAGAAUAUUGGGAACUUAAUAACGGUACUGCAUCCUCAGGUAUUGUGUGGGAGGCUUGUAAAGCCACAAUGAGGGGUGCACUUACCACAGCAAUUAGAGGGGCUAGAGUGGAGGCAGUAAGGGAGUUGGAAGAGAGGCAGAGGGUGUCAGCUGAGGCAGAAAGAAACUACAUAGAAAAAGUGGGGCCUGACACUCUCGGUGCCCUCAGAGCGGCACAAACUGCCGUAGAAGAAGCUAGAAUCAAAACGACCCAAAAGAGGCUGUUAUAUGCUACCCAGAAAACUUUCGACAAGGGGGAAAAGAAUGGGAAAAUCCUAGCUUAUCUUACCAGGUCCCAAACCCCAACCAAUACUAUCCCCAAAAUUGUCUCCCCCUCAGGUGUCACGGUCACGAACCCCUCCCAAAUAGCUAACUCCUUUGCCGAGUACUACCAAGACUUAAAUGCCUCUCAAGUCGAUUACACAGCAGAUCAAUUAAUGGCCUAUCUUGAUGCUAUACCCUUCCCCCAGCUGACGCCCCACUCGGUCACCUCCUUAAAUGCACCCAUUACCCUAGUGGAGGUGCAAGACGCAAUUGCCUCCCUUCACCCCAACAAGACACCCGGCCCAGAUGGCCUCCCUUCAGACUGGUAUAAAAUUUCCAGAGAACUCCUCUCCCCCUGGUUACAUAAAACCCUAACGGAUGCCACAGAGGAGAACCAGCUCCCCCCCUCCUUUAACGAGGCACUGAUUGUGGUGAUCCCGAAAGAAGGGAAGGAUCCCCUUAAUUGCGGAUCCUAUAGGCCUAUCUCCCUUCUCAAUACGGAUGCCAAGGUGUUUGCAAAAGUACUGGCCACUAGGCUUAAACAGGUGAUAGAAGAAAUUAUAGAACCAGACCAAACUGGAUUCAUGCCAAGUAGAUCUACCAAUCUCAAUAUUCGCAGACUAUUCACAAACAUACAUGCAAAACAUAUUAAUCAAGGAUCACGUAUCAUAGUAUCCCUAGAUGCAGCGUAGGCCUUUGAUUCUGUGGAAUGGGUAUACCUUUGGGGAAUAUUGAAAAAAUUUGGUCUGGGGGACCAAUUUAUCCAAUGGGUAAGGCUACUAUAUCAGCAACCAACAGCAAGAGUAAGAUCCAAUGGCUACUUAUCAACUUUCAACCUGUACAGAGGCACUCGCCAAGGGUGCCCCCUAUCACCACUUCUCUUUGCCAUAGCGAUAGAGCCCCUGGCAAUUUUGAUCCGUCAGGCCAAAAAUAUCACAGGGCUCCUUCUGGGGAGACUGGAGGAACGCAUAUCCCUAUACGCCGAUGACAUACUACUAUACCUGGACAACCCGGGUGACUCCCUGCAGGCGGUCUUGCAAAUAGUAGACCGGUUUGGUCAUUUCUCAGGCCUCAGGAUCAACUGGGGGAAAUCCAGUAUUUUCCCUAUUGACAAGGACACUGACCCUGACUCAUUCCCCCUCACCCCUCUAGUCUGGGUGGACACAUUCAAAUAUCUGGGUAUCAAUAUACACAGAAGCCUUGAUGCCUUCAUACCCUCAAACCUAGAGCCAAUUCUGCUUAACAUGAAAGAGAAACUGAAGGUGUGGGCAAACCUCCCCAUAUCACUUUGGGGUAGGAUCAACCUCCUAAAAAUGGUUUUUCUCCCUAAGUUCCUCUAUAUCUUCCAUAAUUCCCCUGUUCUUAUCCCUAGUACGUUCUGCACAUCUAUAGAUAAAACGCAAACAGCCUUUCUCUGGGUAAACAAACCCCCCAGAUUUGCUAGAGCCAAACUACGAGCUUCGGUCAGGGGGGGGGGACUGGGUCUCCCACACUGGUAUUUUUACUCCCUGGCUGCUCAGAUCUAUUAUAUACACUGGUGGUUUAACCCAGACCCAAACAAUCCGAACUUCCCCCUCCAGGCCACUCUGGCAAGCUCCAUAGAGUCGCUUGCCUGCAUCCCAUUCCGCAAGCUCUGCGACAUCCACACAGACCACCCAAUCAUACUUACACCCUUCAAAGCAUGGAUGACAGUACUCAAAAUCUUUAAGUUAAAGUCUCCCCUUCUCUCACCAAACCUACCACUAUGGGGAAACUCCUUUCUCCCGCACCUGCAGAAUAUAGCGGAAUACAAAAUCUGGCCGCUCUGGGGCAUACGAACACUGGGGAAUUUGCUUGAGGGCAGGCCCGAAUUUGUGAAAAGGCCACCUAGGCCCGGGCCUAGGGCGGCAGGAUUUUAGGGGGGCGGCAUGCUGCCCAACCACACCCACAUUUGUUCAAAAACACUGGGGAUGCGCUGAA